ACUUGCAUCAUAUUCGUCACGUAAGAGUUGGGCCUCUGCCUGGAUCUGGUAUAAAAACAAAACAUUGCGCCAGAAUGAGACAUUAGUUACCUUCGCAUCGAUCAACUAACCAACUCAGCCUCAGAAUGAUGAAGUUCAUGUGCAUCUGCCUCUGCGCCAUCUCUGCCGUUUCGGCCAACGCCUACGGACGUCCCCGUGGUGGAUACGGUGGUGCCCCAGUCGGUGGCUAUGCCUACCAGGUGCAGCCUGCCCUGACCGUUAAGGCCAUCGUUCCCUCAUACGGCGGUGGAUACGGCGGAAACCAUGGAGGAUAUGGCGGUGCCUACGAGUCGGUGCCUGUGCCCGUGUCGUCUGCCUACAGCGGUGCCAAUGUGGGAUCUCAGUACUCCGGUUCCGGCUACGGCGGUGCCCCACCAGUCGAUGCCCAGGCCAUUGCCCUCGCCAAGCUCGCCCUGGCCGCUCCCACCGCUGGAGCUCCUCUGGUCUGGAAGGAGGCUCCCCGCUACGCCCAGCCCGUCUAUCCCCCCACCAGCUACGUGCCCCAGGAGUACGGAUACAGCGAGAAGGUGAAGGGAGGCUCCGCAGCCGCUGCUGCCAGCUCCGUGGCCGCCGGAAAGAAGGGCUACAAGAGGCCCAGCUACUAAGUGGCAAAACGUUGAACAGUGAACCAAAAACUUACCUGCCAAUAAGGAACUAGGUCAUAAUAAUAAAAGCCAAAACAUCAAGACUUAAA
Molecule: messenger RNA, 733 nt
Organism: Drosophila simulans
Lineage: Eukaryota; Metazoa; Arthropoda; Insecta; Diptera; Drosophilidae
Gene: Cp18
Product: chorion protein S18
Exons: 2
Coding region: 126-644 (172 amino acids)
Biological process (GO): multicellular organism development
Cellular component (GO): egg chorion
Source: RefSeq, a predicted model, not a curated record